Molecule: messenger RNA, 742 nt
Organism: Nicotiana tabacum (common tobacco)
Lineage: Eukaryota; Viridiplantae; Streptophyta; Magnoliopsida; Solanales; Solanaceae
Source: RefSeq, a predicted model, not a curated record
UGACAUAGGCAUUCUCAAAUUCCUAGUUGUUUUAAACUUUCUUCAAAUUCCUCUAUUCAAUUCCAGGUUCCAACCCUUUUUCUCUUAAUAUUCUUUGUUCUACAUAGAACAUGGCAUAUUUGGCACCAGAAAACUGGCCCGUUUGCAUUAACGUUGAUACUGAUGACACUGACUUAUUAAAUCAAAUAGAGAUAUCAGAAAUCGAUAGCGCCAUUCUCAUGUCAUUUCUUGAUGAAUCCCAGAUGAAAUAUUGUGAUGAUGAGAAAUUAAGAAGUGCAAUCCAAUCUCUAGAAGCAGAGCUUGAUCCCAUUUCCGUCAUAAAUAAUCCCGCUGCUCCAAAUCUAGAUUGUUACAAUGGGGACUUCGAUUUUAGCUGGAUGGAUAUGGAGAUGUCAUCUUACCCUAGUCCCAGGGACGCUGAAAUGAUUGAAUUUCAAGUGGGCAGUGAUUAUUCUCAAAUCUUUACGUACAUUCCUAUUGAGGAAGAAGUAUAUGAUUCUCUAUGGCUAGAAACUGACUUGUCAAUGGUAUACUAGCCAAAUAGUAUGAGAGCCUAAGCCUUAAUAACCACGUAAAAUAGAAUUCUGAAUUUUCUUUUUCUUUUUCAUCAGAGUAAAAGAUCUGAUCCAAUUCGGAUCAUACUGCUAGUUCAACUGUAAAUUUUGUUUAUCAUUGUUAUAUGUAUAGAUCCAUAGUUAUUGCAGAACUGUUGUGUACUUGCACGGUUAGCCUUAUUCUGAUU